This is a messenger RNA of Talaromyces amestolkiae, 792 nucleotides long. RefSeq lists its product as uncharacterized. Gene Ontology annotation, biological process: vesicle-mediated transport. The coding region runs from base 1 to 792 and encodes 263 amino acids. The record is from RefSeq and is a predicted model, not a curated record. The transcript is spliced from 2 exons. Gene Ontology annotation, cellular component: membrane. NCBI's taxonomy places the organism in Eukaryota, Fungi, Ascomycota, Eurotiomycetes, Eurotiales, Trichocomaceae.
AUGGCGUCGUCAUCCAAGCCAUCCAGCACCCUUCUAUAUUCCUGCAUAGCCCAUGGAACCACAAUAUUAGCCGAGCAUUCCUCCCCCGGCGCCUCGUCCACUUCCGCCUCGUCCCUCGCAUCCAUCAUCCUCCCCAAAAUCUCACACGACAAACCCCAAAAACUCACCUAUACGCACGACCGCCUGUUUGUACAUUACAUCGCAGACUCACCCUCCGGCGGCGAUUCCAAAUUCUACCAAGAUGGCAACAGCAAAAGCCCCAUUACUAGUAGUAGUGGAGAAACAGAUUCGCACUCCUCGCUCAGCUACCUGGUCGUCGCAACAGCCGAACAAGGCCGACGCAUCCCCUUCGCCUUUUUGCUAGAAGCCAAACGCAAAUUUCUAGCUGCCUAUCCACCCUCCACAACCGAUUUCGCGGCUUUACCGGCCUAUGGCUGCGCCGCGUACAACUUCGAGCUUAGGGCGUUGUUGCAGCAAUACAAUACCGCACCGCCGGCAGACUCGCUCGCCUCUGCGCGCAGGGAGAUUGACAAUGUGCGGGAUAUCAUGACAGAAAAUAUUGAGCGGGUGCUGGAACGAGGGGAGAGGAUUGAUUUGUUGGUUGAUAAGACGGAUAGGUUGGGAGGGAGUGCGCAUGAUUUCAGAAUGAGGUCGAGGGGGUUGAGGAGGAAGAUGUGGUGGAAGAAUGUUAAGGUCAUGGUUUUAUUGGUUGUGGUGGUUGUGUUUUUGAUUUAUUUGUUCGUCGGUAUGGGGUGCGGGUUGCCGGCUUGGGGGAGGUGUAUUGGGAAGUGA